Molecule: messenger RNA, 743 nt
Organism: Zerene cesonia (dogface butterfly)
Lineage: Eukaryota; Metazoa; Arthropoda; Insecta; Lepidoptera; Pieridae
Product: lysozyme-like
Exons: 5
Coding region: 76-618 (180 amino acids)
Source: RefSeq, a predicted model, not a curated record
GUGCAAUGAAGCCACUUAAAGAUAAGGUGUUUAUGAGCCCUAUAAAUCAUAUUUAAGUAUUAUAUUUAACGUUGAAUGUGGGCUAUGAAAGUGUAUAUAGUUUUUUUGGUAUUGAGUGUUUGUAAUGGAAGAAGGUUCACGAGGUGUCGACUGGCGACGGAGCUGAUGAAAACAGAUCGAAUAGAGAAGACAUUUCUCGGGAACUGGGUAUGUCUUAUAGAGAAAGUGAGCAAUCGAGAUACGAAAGCCUUCGUUGUAACUCCUAGCGGGAAAAAGUUCUAUGGACUGUAUCAGAUCCCCAGUCGCUGGUGCCGGGAGGGAAAGAAAGGUGGUGAAUGUAAUAUCGCUUGCGAAUCUCUGUUGGACGAUGACAUUAGAGACGAUACAGCCUGCGCAGUGAACAUCUUUUAUCGGGAAGGUUUCAAAUACUGGACACAAUGGACGGCGCGCUGUAAAAAUGAUAAUUUUAUUACCAAGGAAAUUUAUAAAUGUCCAGACCUUGUAAGACAGAGUCCUGAAAGAAGUCUGCAUAGUGAAACAUUGAAGAUGAGGCGUAGAGUCGCUAGAAGUGCUAUUUGGUCUAGCUAUAGUUACUAUGGAUUAAACUGGUUACAAUAAUGUUAUCUUCUUAAUUUUUAAUCACAUUUUCUCAGAGUUGAUUACAAUAUAUUAUACUUGCGGUCCACCCCGGCUUGGCCAGUACAUAUAUAGCCUUAAGUACUAACAGAUUACUUACCUAUCCA